CCCCGGCACCGAGAGUCAUGGGGAGAGCUCCCAGAAUGGGGCUUCUCCUCCGCCUGUCCCUGCUCUCUCUUGUGUUCAGCUCAGCCGCGGCGCAUCGGGCUGAAGCUCUCAGCGAACGGGGUCACACCCUUGCGCCCGCCAGAGACAGCCACGCCAGAACGAUCAACCCAGAAUCUUCCCAGACCACUGAGAAAUCACAGAGCACAGUGAGAACGACUGCACAGAUCCACAGCAGGAAUGCCAGCACCCGCCACAGGACUUCAUCCUUACUGAAUGACGUGGUCUCACUGAGCCUGGUUAUCAUCUGUUCCGUGAGUGGCCUCUUCGGGCUGGGAGUCGCAGGUUUGUGCUGGUACAGGCUGCAGGAGGUGAGACAGGCUGAGAAGGCAGCCUAUGAUGGGAACAAGAAGCCUCAGAUCCAGGCUGUAGAUUGGAAGAUGGUUGCGAAGCUCCAGAAACACCAGUACCUGCACCAGAAGAAAGCUCUGCAGGCCAUGGAGGAGGGCAGGCCCGAGGUCCAUGAGAAGCAGAUAUCUACAGACUUGGAGACGGAGAGCGAAAACGGAGAGUACACGGUGUACGAGUGCCCUGGUCUGGCCCAGGCAGGCGAGAUGGAAAUCUACAACCCGUUGUUCAACACCUCUGUCCUCGGAGCCGGACCAUCCAAACAGGAGCACUAGGAGCUCACCACCUGCCAAACCCACCCUGAGCUUAAAGAGACCGAGAACCUUCUCUGCUUCCACCUGAGAUGGGCGGCCCAGCGUUGUCCCCUGAUGGUGAAUUCACUUCAGUGUCUCCUCCUCAACUCUCUACCUCCCCCCUGCACCUCGAUAUGAAAAACCCCCUUCCCCUCACCUGCGCAGAGGAGGGGCUGAGGGGUUCGACUUCCUCCAGAAUUCUCCCAGAGUAACACUGGGACCCUCACCGCCCUGGAGCAUUGAGUGCACUGCUCAGAUGGGAUAAGCUCCAGGCAUGGGGCUGAGACCACAGACCAACCACCAGCCGAGGUGAGGUACCUUCGCCCGACUCAUGUGCAGCCCCCAACAAACGCUGGCGCCAGCCCCCCACCCUGAGACAUCUCCUUGUGUCGCUAUGCCUGCUUUGCUUUGGGGAGAGAGAUGCAGGAAGAAAGUUCAAAUCAACCACCUCCUAAUAUGGCCAGCAAGCAGCCUGACAGUCACUCCUGGUUCACUCCUCCUCUGAAGCAUCAGCAGAUCCUCCAAGUGCUCCAGCCCUGGUCAGAACGUUAACUCCAAUCGCCCACAAACAAAGUAACUCUCGCCUUCACGGUGCUUCCCGUCAGUUCCACGAUUUCCAAUUCUCUGGUCCCAGCCCCUUCACCCUGGAGGUGCAAUCUGUCUACGCGUUCAUCCCUCAUCAGGGAGGGCCUGAAGGCUUUCGGGUUCUUCCUUGGAAAGAGGCCCAUCCCGCCCCUCUGUUGCCUGGCUAAGGUAGUUCUUACAGCUCCUCCUUUAACUCCUCUCGCUGUCUCCAGGGCAGGGGGAUGGCCAAGGGUACCCACACAGGCUCCAGUCAUGUCUGACACUUGGUGGGGAACACGGGACAUUUCUUGUUCCAAUCCUACUCUGGUCCCCACCUCCACCUUUUCCUCUGAUACCAAGACAGUUCUACUUCCAAUUUCCAUCCUUCUCUCACCUUUGCCCGGAAUGUCUCUGACUCUUCACAGGAUCCCUACAAUGCGGUAAUAGGCCAUUAGACCCAUUGAGACUGCAUUGAUGCUCCAAAGACCAUCCCACCCCACCUAACGUAUCCCAGCAUUUCCCAUGGUUCAUCCACCCUAACCUGCACAUCUUUGGACUGUGGGAGCAUCUGGUGGAAACGCACGCAGACACAAGGAGAACGUGCAAACUCCAUACAUUACCCGAGGCUGGAAUUGGUACUGUGAGGUAGUGGUUCUCACCACUGUGUCAUCAUAGAACAUAGAGCUGUUCGGCACAGGAAAGGGCCCUUCAGCCCAUAAUGUUGGGUCAAACAUGACUUCAAAUUGACAUUACUAUGCUGCCCCUGACAUCACUGUUUCCGUUCUUUUCAUAUACUAGCAAUGGCCUAGUGGUCUUAUCACUGGACUGUUAAUCCAGAGACCCAUAUAUUAUUCUGGGGAACCCAGGUUUGAAUCCCACCACGGCAGAUGUUGGAAUUUAAAUUUAAUAAAAUACCUGGAAUUAAGAAUAUAAUGAUGACCAUGAAUCCAACGUCAAGGGUCAGGAAAAACUCAUCUGGUUCACUAAUGCCCUUUAGGGAAGGAAGCUGCCAUCCUCACCUGGUCUAGCUGACAUGUGACUCCAGACCCACAGCAAUGUGGUUGACUCUCAACUGCCCUCUGGGCAAUAAAUGCUGCUCUGACCUGUGACGCCCUCAUCCCGCGAAUGAAUAAAUAAAAAAACUUUCUGGUGAGAGGUUGUCUGCCAAUAUUCGUUACAAGCCACUGCAUCCCACAGUUCUCUGGAAUAUACCUCCUCACUCUGUGCUACCGGGAAGGAUUCCAUUCUAUUCUCCCAGUUUCUCCAUCUCUAUCACAUCUGUUCUAAUGAUGCGACAUUGAGCUACCUCCAACUCAACUUACUCUUUCUGCAACUGAGGAGGUCCCACUGAAACCCCACAUGGUCAACAAGGUCCUCAGCCAUGUUUUAGCCAACUCCCCCAUUCCUGCCCUCCUUUCCAGAACAACGAUUGGGUUCCCCACAUCCUCACGUUCCACACCAACUCCAAGUCUCCACAUUCAAAGGAUCACCCUCCACCAUUUCCUCCCCCUCCAGCGGGGUCCCCCACCACGGAUGGCCUGCCCUCCCCUUCACUGUCAGCAUUCCACAGGGACCAGUCCCUCCAGGGCUGCCUGGUCCACUCUUCUAUCACUCCAAAUGCUUUCUCACACACCCCUGCAAACACAAAAGGUGGAAACCCUGCCCUUACCCCUCCUCGCUCCUCACUCUUCAAGGCCCCAAACGCACCCUCCAAGUGAAGCAGUGAUUCACUUCUCUAACAAAAACCAAAAGAACUGCGGAUGCUGUAAAUCAGGAACAAAAACAAAGUUGCUGGCAAAGCUCAGAUUCACUUCUCUCUUUAUUUCAGAUAACAAGGUGAAGAGCUAGAUGAACACAGCAGGCCAAGCAGCAUCAAAGGAGCAGGAAGGCUGACAUUUCAGGCCUAGAGGGUCUACACCUUGUUAUCUCAGAUUCUCCAGCAUCGGCAGUUCCUACUCUCUUUAUUUCAAUCUGGUUUACUGUACUCACUGCUCACAAUGUGGUCUCCUUCACACUGGCAGCACCAAAACACAGGCUGGGUGACUAUUUUGUGGAGCACCUCAGCAGUGUCUGUCAGGAUGACCCUGACCUCCCAGUUACUUGCUUUUUCGAUAAAUUCCUGCCCUACCACUUCUGCUUCUGGGCUGACCCCAAUGUUCCAACAAAGCGCAACAUUAACUCAAAGGAAAACACCUCAUUUUCUGUUUGGAAAUUUCAGGAGGUCUCAACUUUGAAUUAAAUAACUUCAGAAACUGACCACAUUACAUUACGUCCAUUUCUCUUGCAUUCUCUCCAUCCUCACAUCCCCACCCCCCUUGUCUCGUCUGUGCCUUGUUUACUUUCCUUUUUAACAGCGAGGACCCACUCUUUCCUUUUCGCACUUUAAUUUACACCUAUUUUACAUCUGCUUUACUAUUCUACCGCUAUUAUCUUUCACUUCCACCAUCUGUAACACCCACCUUGUCUCUCCUCCACCUCUGACAAAAGCAUGAAAAACACAUUUCACAGCCUCUUUUCAGUUCUGAAGAAGCCUUUUUUGUAAAACAGAUUUGAAACACUUUCUUUCUCUGGCAGUAGAGAUAAUAGGAACUGCUGAUGCUGGAGAAUCUGAUACAACAAGGUGUAGAGCUGGAUGAACACAGUAGGCCAAGCAG
Stegostoma tigrinum is the source of this 3916-nucleotide messenger RNA. Its product is annotated as neural proliferation differentiation and control protein 1-like. Bases 18 to 680 code for a protein of 220 amino acids. The transcript is spliced from 7 exons. Gene Ontology annotation, cellular component: membrane. NCBI's taxonomy places the organism in Eukaryota, Metazoa, Chordata, Chondrichthyes, Orectolobiformes, Stegostomatidae. The record is from RefSeq and is a predicted model, not a curated record.